AUGAUUUCGUCCAAAACCAAGUCGGAUGUGCGGACAUCGCAAUUGGCCACGCUCAUCGCGCUCGUCAUCCUCUUCACGACUCGUUGCCUCGCGGACGGCGAAACAAAAGUUUACAUCAACACAGUCCCCGGUUACAGCCAGCUCGUGCCAUGCGCCGAACACCCUCUCAGCACCGUCGUGCGCGGCAUGUCCCAGGGAUGCGGCGAAAAUGCCGACGCCAUCACCUCGUACACCUGUUUCUGCACUCUCAGCUCGAGCUACAUGAGCUCGGUCAUCUCCAAGGGCGUCUCCUCCCAGUGUCGCAAUAGCUCGGCGCCGCAGCAGGUGUCGAGCGCUAUCGCCGUUUUCGACGCCUAUUGUGAUUUGGGCGUCGAGUCUGGCCUGACGGUGGAAUCCCUGCCGAGUGAGUUGCUUCACUGUGUCCCUUUUUCUCGCGACGUCGACGGCAACUCCAACCGCAAGCUCAGCAAUACCCUCGCAGACGGGAGCCGCGGGGAGCACCGGAUCCACCUCUUCUGA
Diaporthe citri is the source of this 519-nucleotide messenger RNA. RefSeq lists its product as uncharacterized. The coding region runs from base 1 to 519 and encodes 172 amino acids. The record is from RefSeq and is a predicted model, not a curated record. The transcript has 2 exons. NCBI's taxonomy places the organism in Eukaryota, Fungi, Ascomycota, Sordariomycetes, Diaporthales, Diaporthaceae.